AUGCUGUCAACAGAUACAGGUUUAAAGUCGGAAAUCAUGAUGAAUACCACAGGGUGGUCGACCCCCAUUAUUUCACUCGAAAGUUCAUCAAUAUCUCAGGACUCGUCGUCAUUGUCAUCAGAGGACAUCGGAGUGGAUUCAGUUCACAAAGAUCAUGUACUUGAUACCAGCAUAGACCAAAACUUAUUGCACGAAUCGUUGUUCCAAUCAAACGGGAGUGAAGUGAUAUUGGACGGCACCCAGGAAGUUACCUCAAACGCUCUGGUCAGUCAAUCGAGCGAUGUUUCAUCUUCCCCUAUCUCAAUUGAGAUGAUUGAACCUCCAUCGACUCCAAUACUCCAACGGCCAAGUCAAGAUGGCAAGUUUGACACUGAAAAUACUACGAAUGUCUCGCUUUUUGAUGACAUAUCUUUUCUUGAAUCCAAUAGGUUAAUCUUCGAAGCAGCCGCACAUGAGGGUAGCGACUUGUUGUCAAGCAAUGACUCUCAGGGUUUCAUGAGUUUUGAGGAGUGGAAAAAACACAAGCAACAACCUGAAAAUGGAACUAAUGCUUCGGUGUCUGCUAAUGUGAAAGUUGUCUCUAAAUCUGUGACCAAACCAAAAGCACCGCAGAAGAGAUUCAAUUUUGCACUGGCUGAUUGUGCUGCUACUGUCGUCGAUACUCUGGGUAAAGGCGCUGGCGCCAUUUUGAACGAGAACAAGGAUCUGUAUUUGCUCAAUGAGUGUCAUCUGGAACAUCAGUUUGUCGUUAUAGAACUUUGUCAAGAGAUCUACGUCGAAUCAGUGGUGAUUGGAAACUACGAGUUCUUCUCAUCGCAAUUCAAGGAUGUGAGAAUUCUGGUUCUGGAUGUGUUUCCUAGUGCAAAAUGGUGGAUCCUUGGAGAAUUCACUGCCGAUAAUUUCCGUAACGUUCAACAGUUUUUGAUAGAAAGUCCUAAGAUUUGGGCGCGUUACUUGAAGAUUGAGGUCUUGUCACAUUAUGGAAACGAAUACUAUUGCCCCAUCUCAGUCGUGCGGGCUCACGGCAAAACGAUGAUGGAAGAUGCAAAAGAGGAUACACCGUUAGACAAUAAUUAUUUUGUCGAAGCUUCCAUUGAACCCCCUCAACUUGACAAAUGCAUUAUCAAUCCGCCCUACUUAGGGCUUUCGCAAUUCCUUCAGGAUAUUAAUCUGACUAACACACUGCAAGGGUACGACCUGUGUGAUGCUGAACCAAUAAUUUCGACUUCCUUGGAAAGUCAACAAGAAUCAGUAUACAAAUCGAUAAUGAAGCGACUCACUUUGCUAGAGUCAAACGCUACAUUGUCUCUUUUGUAUAUUGAAGAGCAGCUGAAGCUUUUGCUGGAGGCUUUUGUCAAUCUCGAGAAACGGCAAUCGUUAAAUUUCGAUUCAUUGGUUGCUCUGUUCAAUCAUACAAUCAGCACUCUGCUUUUAAAUUUUAGAAGCAACUAUGCUCAUUUACACCAGGAGUAUCUGAAACUCUUGCUGAUGCAGAAGCAGACUCAUGAGGAAAUUGUGCGAGAUACUAAGUACAAAUUAUCCUUCUUAUCUGGUGAACUUCUGUUUCAAGAACGAGUAUCACUAUUCAACCUGGUAAUCAUUAUUUGCAUGCUUAUCUACGUGGUAAUCACCCGCCAGGCCUACGUGGACGACGUCAAAGAUCGUGCCCGACUUCCUAAUCAUCUCCGACAACAUAGAGUCAAAAGACCAGGCCGUCGUCGCCGCCGUCGCGUUCAUUAUGUACAUCACUAA
Molecule: messenger RNA, 1752 nt
Organism: Diutina rugosa
Lineage: Eukaryota; Fungi; Ascomycota; Pichiomycetes; Serinales; Debaryomycetaceae
Exons: 1
Coding region: 1-1752 (583 amino acids)
Biological process (GO): methylation; protein folding in endoplasmic reticulum
Cellular component (GO): membrane; cytoplasm
Molecular function (GO): methyltransferase activity; nucleic acid binding
Source: RefSeq, a predicted model, not a curated record